CCCCGCGGCGCUCUGCCGGAGAACUCCGGCGUCUCAGCCUCGGGCUCCCCGGGGAAAGCUAAGUGCUCGCAGGUGCGGCCGGUGUCCCGGGGCGGUCCCGGAGCGCCCGCCGCCGGAUAGCACCUCUGGGAGCCUCCACCCCGAGCCUCUUCCAGAGCCUUCAGCCGGGGCGCGCGGGGAGAGUGGCGUCCACGGUGGGGAAAGGGGUGAUUAGGACACCGAUGAUGGACAGACCGACCUGGCGUGUGGGCUGCUGCUGUCUCCUCCUCCUGGCUCUCGUAGUAUUUACCCGAGGCGAAGACGUGCAGAGCUGCGAAGAAGUUCGGAAACUUUUCCAGUGGCGCCUGGUGGGAGCGGUCAAGGGGUUGCCGGAUUCGCCAAGGCCAGGGCCUGAUCUUCAGGUUUGCGUAUCCAAAAAACCUACAUGUUGCACCAGGAAGAUGGAGGAGAGAUAUCAAGUUGCAGCUCGCCAAGAUAUGCAGCAGGCGCUUCAAACAUCCAGCUCUACGCUGAAGUUUCUAAUAUCUCGAAAUGCAGCUGCUUUUCAAGAAACCCUUGAAACUCUCAUCAGACAAGCAGAAAAUUAUACCAGUAUACUUUUUUGCAACACCUACAGGAACAUGGCCUUAGAGGCUGCUGCUUCAGUUCAGGAGUUCUUCACUGAUGUAGGGCUCUAUUUAUUCGGUGCGGAUGUUAAUCCUGAAGAAUUUGUGAACCGAUUCUUUGACAGUCUUUUCCCUCUGGUCUACAGUCAUCUCAUUAACCCUGCUGUGACUGACGGUUCCCUGGAAUACUCAGAAUGCAUCCGGAUGGCUCGCCGGGACAUUAACCCGUUUGGUGACAUCCCCCAAAGAGUAAUGGGGCAGAUGGGGAGGUCGCUGCUGCCCAGCCGCACGUUUCUGCAGGCGCUGAAUCUGGGCAUUGAAGUCAUCAAUACCACGGACCAUCUGCCCUUCUCCAGGGAGUGUGGCCGAGCCCUGCUGAGGAUGCAGUACUGCUCGCACUGCCAGGGCCUGACUCUCAGGAAGCCCUGCAUGGGGUACUGCCUCAACGUCGUGAGAGGCUGCUUGGCACACGUGGCAGAGCUCAGUCCACACUGGCAUGCAUACAUCCGGUCAUUGGAAGAGCUGUCAGAUGCCAUGCACGGAACAUAUGACAUUGAACACGUGCUCCUGAACUUCCACUUGCUUGUUAAUGAUGCUGUGAUGCGGGCUCACCUGGACGGGCAAAAAUUAUCGGAACAGGUAAAUAAGAUUUGUGGUCAUCCGAUCAGAACACCCACAGAAAGCCCCCGUUGUUCUCUGGAUGGCAGUAGAGAGAAGCUGAGAAUGAAGAUCUCUACGAGAAAUGGUGAAGAGACUCUUGCCAGCAGAAGAAAAGAAUUUAUCAACAGCCUUCGGCUGCACAGGACAUUUUAUGGAGGCCUGGCCAAUCAGCUCUGUGUUAAUGACAUAGCCGCUGCUGAUGGACUGCCAUGCUGGAAUGGAGAAGAUAUAGUAAAAAGUUAUACUCAGCCUGUGGUUGGAAGCGGAAUCAAAGCCCAGUCUGGAAAUCCCGAAGUCAAAGUCAAAGGAAUUGAUCCUGUGAUAAAUCAGAUUAUUGAUAAACUGAAGCACGUUAUUCAGUUGCUACAGGGUAGGUCGCCCAAACCCGACAAGUGGGACCUUCCCAUGGGCAGUGGUGGUGGCGUCGACCAGGUCAGCGGGGACUGUGACGAUGAGGAUGGCUGUGGGGGAUCAGGAAGUGGAGAAGUCAAGAGGACACUCAAAAUCACAGACUGGAUGCCAGAUGAGAUGAACCUCAGUGAUGUAAAGCAAAUCCAUCAGACAGAUGGCGGUAACACCUUAGACACAACUGGAGCAGGAUGUACAGCAGCAACUGAGGCAAUGACAUUUCCUCUGAUGGGUGCGGUGAUGUUACUGCCUGGGCUUUGGUAACAGAACCCUUCUGCUCUGAUAUAUAUGUCUUAUUGAAGUCUGAUUUCUCCCCUCUUCAUCUGAUUGGAAUAAGAGAUCUUUUUUAAUAUAACAGCUAUAUUUAUAAAAAGGUAUGUAACACUAACCUCUUAGAAAACAAGUUGGAAGGUUCACAAAGUAUUUACAAAUCAUUGUUUAAAGGAUAGGCUAUUUGAAAACAUGUCUCCUUCGAAUCUAACUUAAAUCAUCUUAAAUUCUAAUGUAUUAAACCUGCAAAUACAGAAGUGACUUUAAUUAAGAAAGAUAUAGUAUAUCUGUAAUUUUAUUAUCCUAAAUUCCAAACCCCUUUCUUUCUAAAAGAAAAGUAUUUCGAAUUGAAGAUCUAUUUGCAGGACAAUGAAAACAGUACAGUGUGUUUCUUAAAAUACUAGGAUUAGGAUUUCAUUAAAGGAAUCAAAAUAAAUAAUGGCAAGUAGUAUGCAUGCAUUUUCAAGAAAUUCUUCCAUUUUUGUAAGCUAUAGAAAGAAACUACUGAACACCUAUACAUUAUAGAGUAGAUUGUUGAGGAACAUUUCACAUAAUUUCAUUGAAGAUUUCUAUCCACUGUAACUUAGCCACUGACUAACCUUGAAGCUGAGUAUUUCGGUAGCGUCUGAUCUGUAUUCCAUUAUAUUCAAAAUGCAAUAUUUGGUAUUGUGGCUCUGUUCCCACCUCUCUUUGACUAUUGGAUUUAGCUGUCUUACAAAGCACAUCCCUACUCUAGGAAUAUCUCUAAUAAAGCUGUUAAUUAUCUGGUGGAAAACUUUAAA
Molecule: messenger RNA, 2725 nt
Organism: Miniopterus natalensis
Lineage: Eukaryota; Metazoa; Chordata; Mammalia; Chiroptera; Miniopteridae
Gene: GPC5
Product: glypican 5
Biological process (GO): cell migration; positive regulation of canonical Wnt signaling pathway; regulation of protein localization to membrane
Cellular component (GO): plasma membrane; extracellular region; cell surface
Source: RefSeq, a predicted model, not a curated record